AUGACUCCCCGUAUUGUGACGGGGCUGCAGUCCUUGAGCAGAGCACAAAAAGCAGCAACUCAGCCUCAGAACUCCGACGACCACGAGCCGUCUCUCGAAAACCCAGCUAUCGGCAACCCUGUUUCUCAUUCACAAGUAGUGGAUAUAUGGAAAGCGCUCAACGAUAAUUGUCAUGGAGAUUACAGUCUGGAAGAACUUCUAAAAGGAUCCAAGGUCUACGUACCGCCUCCAACCCCGAAGUCCGAGCCGUCGGACGACUACAAGGCACUCAUGGCGCGACUUCGCCGGGAGCAGGAACAGCGGGAGUAUGAACGCAUGGCGAAUCCGCUGCCACCGAUGGAGACCUUUUCUCAGCGGUAUUCGAACGGCGCAAACAUGGCUCAAGCGUUUGCGGCAGUGAAUCGACCGACUCAUGAAGGGGACUUGGGCGAUGACGAUGUAACCCACACCGAAGUGCAUCGUCAGCUAAUGCUGGUUCUAAACUUCGUGGCGAGUAUACUGGGGGUUGCGGCGACGCUCUGGAUCGUGGCUAGGUGGUGGAGCACGCCAGCCAGGCUGUUUCUGACCAUGGGCGGAAGUUUUCUGGUUGGCAUUGCGGAGAUCGCCGUGUACUCUGGAUACAUAUGGCAUCUCAGCGAGGCCAACAAGAAGGACAAGGCUAUGAAGGAAGUCAAAGAAGUGCUCCAGACCUGGACGGUCGGGGUUGAAGACGAAGCCGUUGUGGUUGGUGGAAAGCCACGGGACCAUGACCCAAGCCUUCGGCAGCGGCAGAAGGAUCGCACAUAA
Chaetomium globosum CBS 148.51 is the source of this 786-nucleotide messenger RNA. RefSeq lists its product as uncharacterized. The transcript has 2 exons. Gene Ontology annotation, biological process: vacuolar proton-transporting V-type ATPase complex assembly. Lineage: Eukaryota; Fungi; Ascomycota; Sordariomycetes; Sordariales; Chaetomiaceae. The record is from RefSeq and is a predicted model, not a curated record. Bases 1 to 786 code for a protein of 261 amino acids. Gene Ontology annotation, cellular component: endomembrane system.